This is a messenger RNA of Drosophila melanogaster (fruit fly), 2177 nucleotides long. RefSeq lists its product as uncharacterized. The record is from RefSeq and is marked reviewed. Lineage: Eukaryota; Metazoa; Arthropoda; Insecta; Diptera; Drosophilidae. Bases 102 to 425 code for a protein of 107 amino acids. The transcript is spliced from 5 exons.
CACCACUACUUUCUUUUUUAGCAAUUGAUUCGUUUUUUUUUUGGACGCACCUGCGUGCUUCAGCCACAUUUUUGGCCUAAAACAAUUUUUGGCCCCAAACAAUGGAGGCCCUAGUGAAUUAUAGUAGUGAGGACGACCAGGAGGAUGCUGGCUUUCAGAUACGGGCACCACAACAACAACAACAACUGCGGCAUUUGCCGCAUGCUAAAUCCCCGAAAACAACAACUGAUAGCUUAUUAAAGCAGAAGAACAACAAUAACUAUGGCAGCGGCAACAGUCCGCGCGGCAAGGAACGAGAAAGAGAGCGCGAGCGGGAGAGAGAGAAGACAAAGCCGAUGUCGCAGCAGCAGAGUCAUAGGAGCAGCAGCAGAGGACGCAUUGAUGAGUCAAAAACAAAAAACGAAAACAAACCUGACCGACGAUAAUUGACGAUAGCCCGAUCGUAGUAAUCGCUCGAUUACCAAUAGCUUCUUCGAUAGUGCGACAAUCGAUCAAAUUUGUUAUGACCACCACUGUGUGUGUAGUCCUGUGUGCGACUCUGUGGCUGUGUUGGUGGGUGUGUGUGAGCCACUGAAAAAGGUAAAAGCAAAUAGAACGAUCACACUCACCACACACAUGCCCGCCCGCACACACACACACACACACAACCACCCACCCAUCCACCCACUCACUCACUCACUGGUGGCGCGAAAGCGAGAGAGAGAGAGAGAGAGAGAGAUAAUGCGAAAGAGAGAUCAAGGCGCACGAAAGAGCCGAAGCCCAGCAGUCGCCACCGCCAGGAGCGGGACAAGGACAGGGAACGGGACCGCGACCGCGAACGUGACAGGGACAAGGACAAGAAGCGCAGCGAUUCAGAACGCAGUCGCGACAAAGGACGCGACAAGAAUCACAGCAAGGGCGACCAUCGCCACCAUCGUACCAAAGACGGCGACAGCCACAGAGAGCGGGAGCGGGAUCGUGACCGGGAGAGGGAGCGAGAUCGCGACAAGGAUCGGGACCGUAGGCGUUCGGAGAAGAGCAGUCGCCACCACAGUGGCAAGGAACGCCAUCAUCAUCAUCACAACAACUCAUCGUCAGCCGCCGCUGCAGCGGUCAGUGCAGCAUCAGUCCGUCGAUCCCAUGAUGAACGCAGUCGUCGUCGCCGGGACUCUCGAUCCGGUUCCCGCACACCAACGGGCACGCCGCCCUCUCGUCGCCGCCAUCAGUCGCAACAGUCACGCAAAUAUCGCGAACGCGACUCCAGCAGCCGCUCCAGAUCUCCGAAGGAAGAACAAGCCACAACACUUCGCGGUGGAGCUGUGGCCGGAUCUCAUAUGCUGCUCGCUAAAUCAGGCGGCGGAGCAGGAUCAACGGCAACUAAUGCAACAGCAGCGGCGAGGGUUGCAGCGGCCGCUCUGGUAGCUGCCAAUGCAACAGCCGCAGCCAUGGCAGCCGGUUCAUCCGGCGGCGGUGGCGGCGGUCUCCUGCCCACGCCCAACUAUGCGCCCAAGAUACCCUCGCUGAUGUCCUUGGAGCUGAGCACACCAGCGGCAGCAGCACCAGUCGCAGAACCCAUCCAGCUGCCCAGUUACUACAAUCCGAGCAUCAUCAAUGCCAAUCGCUAUGCGGAGCAGCAGCAGAAGCGCAAGCUACUGUGGGGCUCCAAGAAGAGCGAGAACUCGGCGAACAAGUGGGGCAACGCGCACUUCUCCCAGGACUCCGACGGCAAGGUGGCCUCCAAGUUUAUGCGGCUCAUGGGUAUCAAGAACGCUGGUACGUCCGGCAAUGACGAUGGCAAGGGCGGCCAGGCGGAGUCCACCAAUGGAAGUGCAGCAGGCGAGGGAAACCGCGCAGUAAGAGGUGCUGCGCCAUCGGGAGCCGCUGGCGGAACGAAAGUGCCCACGGACGUGCAGCAGCGCCAGCGCAUGUUCUCCAACAUGGAGCAGCAGUACGAGAUGGCGCGAGCCGCCACACACACGAUGCGUGGCGUGGGGCUUGGUUUCGGCUCCCAGCCACGUACUUUCUAGAAGGGAUCGGAACGGAGGAGGAUCGGCUCCCUGCCAGGCUGUAAAUACCAUGCCACUCACUCAACUCAUUAGUCAGUCAAUAUGUUUCUCCUCAACAACUUUUUGUUUGUGUUGAGAAAAUUUUUUGUUUUUUUGAUUUCAAAUAAACGUUGCAACAGAAUUUAUGAAGUG